Molecule: messenger RNA, 579 nt
Organism: Hydra vulgaris (swiftwater hydra)
Lineage: Eukaryota; Metazoa; Cnidaria; Hydrozoa; Anthoathecata; Hydridae
Source: RefSeq, a predicted model, not a curated record
AUGAGACGAGAACGUGAACGUAAACGAAAGAAAAAAGUUUCUGAACUCAGUCCAGAAGAAUUAUUGAUGAGACGAGAACGUGAAUGUGAACAAAAGAAAAAAGUUUCUGAACUCAGUCCAGAAGAAUUAAUGAUGAGGCGAGAAAAUGAACGUAAACGAAAGAAAAGAACUUCUGAGCUCAGUCCAGAAGAAUUAUUGAUGAGACGAGAACGUGAACGUAAACAAAAGAAAAAGGUUUCUGAACUUAGUCCAAAAGAAUUAUUGAUGAAACGAGAAGGUGAUCGUGAUCGUUAUCGUAAACGAAAGAAAAAUCGAGGUCGUGAGUAUAUAAGAGAAGAAAAUCAAGACGAAUGGUACGGAGAAUGGUAUCGUCCUCAUUCAUUAACUCAUUGGAACAAACAUAAAACAAAAAUAUUUUUUUUGAGUUCUACUAGUGAUACUAAGAAUAAAGUCAAACCUCUUGAUUCUGUGCCAGAACUCGAACCGCUUGGUUCUGAGUUCUGGCUCAGAACCAAAAGGUUCGAUGCCGGCACUAGUCAUAUAAGCGACAAAGGUAAAGAACGUAAAUUUCGUAAUUAA